GAGGGCGUGUUCAAGCACACUACGGAGGCAGGAGGCAUUGUACUGAGUUAUUGCGUUUCAGAGUAGCAGCAUCGCUUGUGAGGAUGCAGAGAGAACAUCAGUAACGUUUCUCAAAUAAAAGAGAGGGAUCUGUCUGUCAAACAGUUCCGUGGAUUUCCCGAGAGGUUGAUCUGAGCGCGUUACGUUUGCUUUCGUUUGCUGAAUGCGCCCCCAUUGUCAACCUGCUGGGGGCCUGAAAGUGAAGCACCACCCGGCUUUAUGAAUGGGGAUGCUCGGUUCCCAUGCUAACUGCAAUUGAAGAGUCAAUUAUCACCUCAACGUCUCUCACAAGGAUUAUAUAAACAAGAUUUUGAAGGUUUUUUCUGACUUAAAAAAACAAACUCAUCAGCCACCAUGCCGAUCCUCAAACAGCUCGUGUCUGGCACCUCCCAGACCAAGCGUCGCAUGGACCUGACCCGUGAGAUGAUCAGUGCCCCGCUGGGCGACUUCCGCCACACCAUGCAUGUAGGCCGGAGUGGCGACGCGUUUGGAGACACAUCCUUUCUCAGCACCCGCUCAGGAGAACCUCCCCCUGAGAGCAGUUCCCUCCCCCGCUCUCCCCGGCCCAGCCUCCUGUCUCGCACCUUCAGGAGUAGCAAACGCUCCCAGUCGGUAAACAGGGUUGACCAGCAGAGGGACAUCCUGGACACCCCUGGAGGGUCACCUACCUAUGUGAAGAACGCCAUGUCACUGCCCUUUCUCAAUGAUGAGGACAGAGGGGACAGUUUGGUGGCAAAGAGUUUGUCCUCAAGCCCUUUAAAGCAUCACGGGGAGGUGGUAGAUGGGAGAGGCGCAGCUGCAGCUUCUCACUUUCUUGAGCUGGAAGAGAAAAGCUUCGGGGAGCUGACUGAGCUACCAGAGAACUCGUACCACUACGGCGGUGGCAUGAAGCACGCAGAGUCAGUGAUGUCUUUCCAUCUCGACCUGGGACCCUCCAUGAUGGGGGACAUCCUCGGGGUGAUGGAGAAGGAGGAUGACGAUCUCGGCUACGAGGAGGGCAAGAGCAGCGAAGGCCGUGCCUCACCGCCACUCAGCAUCCACGGUGAGGAGGAAGAUAGCGUGGUGGGAGAGAAAGAUGGCGAUGCAGAGGAGGAGAUGGAGGAAGAAGAAGAAGAAAUGAAGCUGCAGGCCUCUAUGCAACCAGCCAGCUCUGUAGAUCUGGGGCCUGAGCAUGGAGGCCCCUACACCCCAGAGUACACCCCCGAAACUCUGCCCAAACACUUGCAGCACCUGGACAGCUGUUCCAUGUCCAGCUCUGGCUCUGCUGCCCUGGAUGAGAAACCGAACUGCCAGACGUAUGCAGGAGAUACAGACAGCGCCACCUUCUGUGCCCCGCCAGAGGAGGAGAGCAACUUCUCAUCUUUCUUGGAGGAUGAAGACGAUGAGAUCCGCUUGUGAAACUGAAGUCCACUGAAAAAAAAUAGGGACACAGCUCUGGAAGUGGUUUAUGUGAAAAUAGCAAGUCCUUUGACAGUUUGGAUUUGCACUUGAACAGAAAUAAGACACUUUCGUCUGUUGGGUACUGUGGGAAUGGGGCUGUGAAAAAGAGGGAGAACUCUUACUUUGUAGGUCCGCAAGGAGAGAGUGACUGCUCCUUUUGAAAGAGCCCAAACACCAUCUGUCAGAGAGCCUUACCCUCCACUGUCAAUCUGUCUAUACCUUUUUGAACACUGAGGGAACUGACAUGGAAGAACAGCCACUCUGAAUAUGGAACAUUCCAAAAGUAAGAAGGGAGGAGGAAGAGUUAGAAAGAACAUUUUAGGGGAAACACUUUCCAUAAAUAAAGCUCAGUUCAUCCCUUCUGUCUCUUUUCUCUCAUGUCACAUGUGCUUUUCAAAUUUGGUUUGUCUUUCUUCUUCAUGUUGUUGUGUUUUCUCUCACUGACUGUGGGACAUCAUGAGGCCUGAGCUGAACAGAAGGCCUCUGUCACCACAGGAUUUCUGCUGGUGAUCUUGUCACAAUAAAGGGGGCUGUGUUUGUCACUGGAGUGUGAAGCCCUGCCUUAAGCCCCUUUCAUCUGAAAAUAUUAUAUUAAAGUGCCAUAGAUCUGUCAAAGCUUUUUCCUUAUGUAACUCUGGGUCCUUGUGACACUACUCAAAGGCUGCAAUAUCCUGCUGUAAAUCUAGACCACAAAGCUCAGACCCCAAAUUAUCAAAUUCACAGGCUUAGCCUCUGUGUACAUUAAAGAAAAGCAGAUUUGUUAAGCUAAUUGAGAUACAUUGGCUUGUAUUAACUGAAGCAUUGUGUCAAGGUGUGAAGAGGAGUGUGUAAAGAGGGAUUUUCCACUGAACAGAUUAUUUCCUGAAGAAAUAAUAAUCAUGAUUGAACAGUUUUCAGAUAACUGACACAAAUUAGCUUCCUUCUUAUUAUUAAUGUUUCCUUUCAAGUUGAAACUGAAAAGUUUGGUAACCACUUCCUUCCUUGUUCUCAUGCGCCCAAGCAGCUACAGUGGUUCAACUGAAUUGUGUAAAUGAUCUUGAUUUGUUCAGUGGCUGCCUUACUGUUUCCACUACUACUCAUGGUGAUAGAUUUAAGGUAUGUUUUCUUUAAAAUCAGUGCAGCAGGCACAAUUUAACCAGACACUACUAGUAUUUGGUGUUUGUUUUAUCUUUGAAAAAAAAGUGCUUUGUUAUUCACGAUUAUAUGUUGAUGAAAAGGAAAAACACAGCCAGCAAUAGAUGCAAGGGCAUAAAAAAAAUCUAUUUUUAUGCAAGUUGCAUAGUCAUUGCAGCUUGACUGUAUCUCUUGCAUCAUUAGAAGCCGCGGCCAGAAGUAUCGAGGCUCAGUUGCGCUGAUUGAUUUCACUGCCUUAACUGAAACUGACAGACGUGCCAAAUCCAAAUUUUCUAGCCAAAAAUAAUUUUACUUGUGAAGCCCACUUUUGGGAGAGCCUGUCAAAUCUGUCUGUCUUUGCUUCUCUGUGUGGGUAAUCACUGUUGAAAUUUAAGUGUAAGGCAGAGUUCCAGCUCAUAGAUAAAAAUAAUAAUAAAGAAGUGUUCCUGGUUGUGUCAAAUCAUGAAGGGGAACAAGUAAAAUAAAUCAUUUGUAUAACUGGAUAUUUAUAUUUCCAAUUACUCAAACACUACAUAAUAUAUUCAGGUAAUUUCUAGGGUUAACAACCUUGUGCGAAUGCCAGUUGUCUGUGUUGCCCUUUCUGUGUAAUGUGUAUUAUGCCUUCCUCUGUUUACCUUUUUUUCUGUAUUAUUCAAAAUAACCUAUAUUUUUCAAUAAAAGAAAUCCCAAAUGUCAA
Molecule: messenger RNA, 3289 nt
Organism: Eleginops maclovinus (Patagonian blennie)
Lineage: Eukaryota; Metazoa; Chordata; Actinopteri; Perciformes; Eleginopidae
Gene: cdc42ep4a
Product: CDC42 effector protein (Rho GTPase binding) 4a
Exons: 2
Coding region: 394-1437 (347 amino acids)
Biological process (GO): positive regulation of pseudopodium assembly; regulation of cell shape; positive regulation of actin filament polymerization
Cellular component (GO): cytoplasm; membrane
Molecular function (GO): small GTPase binding
Source: RefSeq, a predicted model, not a curated record